Molecule: messenger RNA, 2730 nt
Organism: Amoebophrya sp. A120
Lineage: Eukaryota; Dinophyceae; Syndiniales; Amoebophryaceae
Source: the annotation of a GenBank genome assembly
GGAGGAAAAAGAGACGGCAGUACUGCUGAACAAGCAGCUCACGACUGCCGGGUCUACUUCAACGACAAGUCGCACUUCUUCAUCCAACGUGGCUCUUAGCGCUGAUACUGUGCUGCCAGGUUCCGCUGGAUUUCUGGGGCAGAAGCGGCCGAGAUCGGCGUCGGAGACAAAACUGCGUUCGCAGCUGCUGGACACCUCGACGGCGCUGCGGAAAUUUGUCCGCGACCGCAGCAAAAGUGACCUCUUCGACGAUCGUUUGACGUUUUGCCACUAUAAUUGGCGCCUGGUUCAGCAAAAACACAGCAGCGAUCUCCGCAAGAGCCACGGCGAAUCGCAAGCAGCUGAAUUCACGACGGCAAAGCGUGCUUCCACCGCUCCGGCAACAGAAGCAAAGAUGCACUCGUCAACAUCUCCGCGGCAUCAAGCCGGGACAGCACAGCAGGUCAGCCGGUCGUCCGCCCCAAGUCGUGGCUGCACUGCAGGAAAAACUGGAGACGGUGGUGUUUCGACAGGAGCCAGCCUCUCCCUCCUCGGCCGCCAGCGGCUGCUGCCCGCCUCGGCGUACCUCAGUGCAGACUUUUCGCCUCGGCAGCAGAAGGAGGUGCGGCAGAUGCAGCGCAUCGUGAAGAAAAGCCAUACCUCUUUUGAGGGCGCAGUGGGUGUGAUCGGAAACAUGCUGAAUGAGAAACGAAGGAAGCCUCAAAAUAUCCGCAUGUCCUUGGUAGAAAAACUAGCGCUCGCAGCGAAUCGCGGAGUCGAGAUGAAAAACCAAGAGGACGGGGCGGGGCUUGCGAAGCAGCGACAGAACAGCCAGAAAACCAGCAGUACAAGAAUCCGCUCACCUCUGUCCCCCGUCGGCAAGAAACAAAGUCAAGCGGCACUGGUCGUUGACAAAGGAGAAAACGACGCCGGUACAACUACGCACGCACUACAGCUAAUACAGAAGCUGCAGCCCACCUCUUCGUGGUCCAGAAAAACUCUACUCGCAUCUACCGCUGACUUUGCCCCUACUACACAAACUGCUGCCCGGGAAGAUGCACAAGAUGAUACUGGGGGAGAACAACGGCGUGAGGGUUUUACAGAUAGUCUUUUCACAACCAAGAAGAGUUUUUCCCUCGUGAUAGAGCCCGACACUGAGGUGGACAGCAAACAAUUAUGGGUGACGAAGGCAAAUUCCUUUGCGGCGAUGCUGCGACCAGCAACUACGGCGUCGAUAAUGUUGCCAACAUCAUCAUCGUCCAUUUCAGUCUCCGCUCAAGCCCAGCGAGCAACAUUCGCCGGCUUCGCGGGAACGAGACAGAGCGGAGGAGCAGCACCGACGGCUUCGACCGGAACCGGCUCCGUUUCUUUUCCUCGGAAGGGCAGCGUGGUUUUCGAUUUCUCAGGCGGACUUGAGGGCGAAGUUGGGGAAGAAGAGAUGAAAAACAGGAACAGCGUACUCUUCGGAAAGGACGAAGCGCCGGAUCCGCGGUUGCCACUGAGCACGCGCGACACGUCCUACAUUUUCGAGAAAAACAGCCAGCAGGAACAAGAGCGAUCCGGUGUUGCCGCACUGCAAGGUGUCGGCGGGAGGGACUUUACAACAGCCGCCACACAGCACUAUUGGAUGAAUAAUCCCUCCGCUGCUGGUGCUGGUGAAGCUCCAGAACGGGCAGGAGAAGAGGCCGACCCCAUUCCCGUGCAGCCAGUGCUUUCGUUUUCCGCCGAGUACAAAAAAAGGGACCACCUGAACGCAUUGACCGCAUCGUUGACACGGAAGCUCCAGCACCACUUCGAACGCGAGAUCGAGAAUAUCACACGAAAUAAAAACUGUAUCUGUGUGGGUUUCAACUUGCACCGCGGAAGUUUCAUCUUGAUGCAAUGGCCAUUUCCUGUCAUGCGCGGCAUUGUGCACCUGCACAUGCAAGAGCAAAAAAGUCUGGCCGGCGUUUUUUCGUUCGUCCGUGCUUGGGCGUCCCUACGACGCAUCACCGCAUCCCCUUGUUGCGCUGUGCAAAAGAACCGAAGAAAACGUAGUUUUGCAUUUGCGUUGCUUCUUGAAGAAAAAACUCACUGGUACAAAGUUUUCACUCGAUAGAAAACGACCGUGCAGACGACGAUGGGUCCUCCGUUUCGUCGGUGGCAAUCGGUGGCGGCGGGAAAAAGAUGCUGCGAAAGCAACCCUCCGCCCUGGAAGAGUUUGCCUCGCAGUACGCUCGUGCGGCGAAGUCGCGCCAGACGCUCACCAAAUUGAUGAAAAAGGUGAAGAGGAGGUGAGGAGCAGCAGCAUGUGCACAGCAUCUUCACCAUCAAUGGUGUGUGUAGUACUUACUUCUUUCCGGUUCAGCAGUAUGCAUCGGUGUCGCCGAUAGAUGACCCAGCUGUUACAUACUAUUGAUUGUCCGAAGAGGCAGAACAUGUACGAUUUUCAAGAUAUUAGAACAGACUUUUCCAAGCUCGUAUUCAUUUAUUGAAAAGUACUAGAAAAUGGCAAUAUCAACAUGUCGUCAAGAAAGAGAAGCACAAACAAAAGUACAGGUUACUUGUUUCUAAUCUUUAUCCGUUCAUCAACAACUGUAAAAUAUUUCGCACGACACAGUAGAUUCUCAUGUAGUGUAUUACUUGCAAAAAGUGUCGCAGGUUCCUGCCAAGAACAUGGACAAAAGUGUUUGGAUUGCAACGUGUGCUAGCUGUAUAAUGUUGACGUGCCGUAUUAUAUCGCUUAGAAACUUCCGUCUUUGAUUCGUAAAA